This is a messenger RNA of Erpetoichthys calabaricus (reedfish), 5402 nucleotides long. It is a transcript of the gene atp8b2, whose product is annotated as ATPase phospholipid transporting 8B2. The record is from RefSeq and is a predicted model, not a curated record. The transcript is spliced from 29 exons. Bases 424 to 4383 code for a protein of 1319 amino acids. Gene Ontology annotation, biological process: Golgi organization; phospholipid translocation. Gene Ontology annotation, cellular component: plasma membrane. Gene Ontology annotation, molecular function: ATP hydrolysis activity; ATP binding; magnesium ion binding. NCBI's taxonomy places the organism in Eukaryota, Metazoa, Chordata, Cladistia, Polypteriformes, Polypteridae.
GUUUCAUCGAAGCAGCAGCUGCAGUACGUCAAUGAAUUACAUGUUUUCUACAGGCGUCUAACUUCAAAAGUGCACACAACGUUUUAUGUCCGAUCAUACUUUUAAAGUCGGUGAGAUCUGAUUUGCACGAUGAUGGAAAGCAAUUCGGAAGAUUCUGAUGAGUGGCAUAAGUCAUUGCUUUGGCUCUCCUAAUUUUGUUUUUGACGCAGUUGUAAUGCAGAGCUAGAAAAUAACCACUGUUUUGCCGUAUUUGAAUCACCUUCGUCCUUUUCCAUUUGUCAUAAUUGCAACGCGGUUAUAGGUGGCAUAAAUGACCUUUCGUCGUUGCGGCAAAGUGUCUCAGUUGGUCCUUCAGUGCGCAGACCUGGCUCGUGUUGGUUUGAGAAAGCAUCAGCAGCACUAACAUCAGCAAGCUAAUUAACCAUGACCAUUCCGAAGGAUAUACCAGAAAAAUGGUUUCCUAUAGUGGUGCCACUCAGCAGAAAGAAGCUGCAAGGUCUCACCGCUGCUACCAGCAGCCUGGAGACAGAGGAGGAGAGGAGGGUGAGAGCAAAUGAUCGGGAGUACAAUGAGAAGUUCUACUAUGCGAAUAACUGCAUCAAGACAUCUAAAUACAAUAUCAUCACAUUUCUACCUGUCAACCUGUUUGAGCAGUUUCAGGAAGUGGCAAACACUUACUUCCUUUUCCUCCUCAUAUUACAGUUGAUUCCACAAAUUUCCUCUCUUUCCUGGUUCACUACCAUUGUGCCUUUGGUCCUUGUGCUGACUAUUACAGCGGUUAAGGAUGCCACUGAUGACUAUUUUCGCCAUAAGAGUGAUAACCAGGUGAAUAACCGACAGUCUCAGGUGCUAAUAAAUGGGAUCCUUCAAAAUGAAAAAUGGAUGAAUGUUCGUGUUGGUGACAUUAUCAAGCUGGAAAAUAACCAGUUUGUGGCAGCAGACCUGUUAUUGCUGUCUAGCAGUGAACCACAUGGACUGUGUUAUAUUGAAACUGCAGAGCUUGAUGGAGAAACAAAUAUGAAAGUUCGUCAGUCAUUGCCAGUAACAUCUGAACUAUGCGACACAAGCAAACUGGCCAAGUUUGAUGGUGAGGUGAUCUGUGAGCCCCCUAACAAUAAGCUUGACAAGUUCUGUGGGAUGCUGUACUGGAAUGAGAAUAAAUACGCACUAAGUAAUCAGAAUAUGCUGCUGCGGGGAUGUGUAUUGCGUAACACAGAGUGUUGCUUUGGGCUUGUCAUCUUUGCAGGACCAGAUACCAAACUCAUGCAAAAUAGUGGAAGGACAAAGUUCAAGAGGACAAGUAUUGACCGCCUGAUGAACACACUUGUUCUCUGGAUCUUUGGCUUUUUGGUUUGUAUGGGUGUAAUCUUGUCAAUUGGAAACACCAUUUGGGAGAAGGAGGUUGGCUUCCUGUUCCAGAUUUACCUGCCUUGGGACAAGGGUGUGGACAGUGUAGUCUUCUCAGGCUUCCUUUCAUUCUGGUCAUACAUCAUCAUUCUCAACACCGUGGUGCCGAUUUCUCUCUAUGUGAGUGUUGAAGUGAUCCGUCUAGGCCACAGUUAUUUCAUCAACUGGGACAAGCGUAUGUAUUGCCAGAAAAAGAAUACACCAGCAGAAGCCCGCACCACAACACUUAAUGAAGAACUGGGGCAGGUGGAAUACAUCUUCUCAGACAAAACUGGAACCCUCACUCAGAAUAUAAUGACUUUUAACAAAUGCUCCAUCAAUGGAAAGACAUAUGGUGAGAGUUGUGAUACUUUGGGACCCCAAUCAAAAAUAAGACAGAAGGCACCGCCCCUUGACUUCUCCUUCAAUGCCCUAGCAGAUCACCACUUUGCCUUCUAUGACCAAAACCUACUAGAGGCUGUCAAGAUUGCAGACCCUUCUGUGCACGAAUUUUUCCGUCUGCUAUCUCUGUGCCAUACUGUCAUGUCUGAAGAGAAAAAUGAAGGUGAAUUGUACUAUAAAGCCCAGUCUCCAGAUGAAGGAGCACUUGUCACAGCAGCAAGGAAUUUUGGUUUUGUAUUUCGUUCUCGGACCCCAAAAACUAUCACAGUACAAGAAAUGGGAAGGCCAAUCACCUACCAACUUCUGGCCAUUCUAGAUUUUAAUAAUAUCCGAAAACGCAUGUCCGUUAUAGUUCGGAAUCCAGAAGGAAAAAUCAGGUUGUAUUGCAAAGGAGCUGACACACUAAUCUUUGAAAGACUGCACCCUUGCAACCAGGACCUGAUGAACAUCACAACAGAUCACAUAAAUGAAUAUGCUGGUGAUGGCCUACGCACUUUAGUCCUUGCAUACAAAGAUCUGUCAGAGUCAGAAUAUGAGGACUGGUCAGAGCGCCACCAGUGGGCCAGCAGAGCAUUGGACAACCGUGAGGAACGUCUGGCUUCUGUCUAUGAGGAAAUUGAGCAGGACAUGAUGCUUUUGGGAGCCACUGCUAUUGAAGACAAGCUCCAAGAAGGAGUACCAGAGACUAUUGCUAUUCUCACUCUUGCCAACAUCAAAAUUUGGGUGCUGACUGGAGAUAAACAAGAGACUGCUGUGAACAUUGGCUACUCCUGUAAGAUGCUAACUGAUGACAUGACAGAGGUGUUCAUUGUGACAGGUCAUACCGUCCAAGAGGUCAGAGAAGAGCUCAGGAAAGCUCGUGAGAAAAUGAUGGAUUCCACCAGAACUCUGGGCAAUGGCUUUUCAUGCCAGGAAAAACUCAGUUUUCCUAGAAUUGCGUCUGUUCUGGAAGCUAUACCUGGAGAGUAUGCAUUGGUCAUUAAUGGACAUAGCCUGGCCCACGCUCUAGAGGCAGACAUGGAACAGGAAUUCCUAGAAACUGCCUGUGCCUGCAAAGCGGUCAUCUGCUGCCGAGUCACACCCUUACAGAAAGCACAGGUGGUAGAGCUGGUCAAGAAAUACAAAAAGGCAGUCACCUUGGCCAUUGGAGAUGGUGCCAAUGAUGUCAGCAUGAUCAAAACAGCCCAUAUUGGUGUAGGCAUCAGUGGUCAGGAAGGGAUCCAAGCUGUUCUGGCCUCUGACUAUUCUUUUUCUCAGUUCAAGUUCCUUCAACGCCUUCUGCUAGUUCAUGGCCGCUGGUCCUAUCUGCGUAUGUGCAAGUUUCUCUGCUACUUCUUCUACAAGAAUUUUGCCUUCACCAUGGUGCACUUCUGGUUUGGUUUCUUCUGUGGCUUUUCUGCACAGACUGUGUAUGAUCAAUACUUUAUCACACUGUACAAUAUUGUGUACACAUCAUUACCUGUCUUGGCCAUGGGUGUUUUUGACCAGGAUGUCCCCGAGCAGCGCAGUUUGGAGUACCCAAAGUUAUAUGAGCCUGGUCAGCUCAAUCUACUCUUCAAUAAACGCGAGUUCUUUAUCUGCAUUGCUCAAGGCAUCUACACCUCAGUGGUGAUGUUUUUCAUUCCUUAUGGGGUCUUUGCAGAGGCUACAAGAGAUGAUGGCGCUGAACUUGCUGACUAUCAGUCAUUUGCUGUAACUGUUGCCACCUCACUUGUUAUCGUUGUCAGCGUCCAGAUUGGGCUGGAUACUGGCUAUUGGACUGCAAUCAAUCAUUUUUUCAUCUGGGGCAGUUUAGCGGUUUACUUUACUAUUCUGUUUACCAUGCACAGCGAUGGGCUCUUCUCUCUUUUUCCUAACCAGUUCAGAUUUGUAGGCAAUGCCCAGAAUACCCUGAAACAACCAGCCGUCUGGUUUACCAUCAUCUUGACCACUGUUGUGUGCAUCAUGCCAGUGGUGGCCUUCAGGUUUCUCAAACUGGACCUAAAGCCCCAACUAUCUGAUACGGUUCGCUAUACUCAACUGGUGCGUAAGAAGCAAAAGCCACAGAACCGCCGCUUGCGAAGGGUAGGCCGCACAGGUUCCCGGCGUUCAGGUUAUGCCUUCUCCCAUCAGGAAGGCUUUGGUGAACUUAUCAUGUCAGGCAAGAACAUGAGGCUGAGUUCACUGGCACUCUCUAGCUUUGCCACUCGCUCCAGUUCCAGUUGGAUUGACACCCUACGUAAGAAGAAGCCCACUGAUGGCACAGCAGCAUCCACACCUCAGUCUGGAACUUCACAAACCGGAUUAGCGACUGGAGUGUUGCAGGGAGCGCAGGUUGCAGCUGGAGUGUUACAAGGGGCGCAGGUCGCAGCUGGAGUAUUGCAGGGAACACAGGUCGCAGCUGGAGUGUUGCAAGCAGCGCAGGGUUUCCAGCUGGAAGAGCUGACGCAAGCAGUGCAAGUAUCCUCAGUUAACCUACAGGUGAUAACUGGAGGACCAUUUGAAACUGCAGCUGCCAAAGAGACACAGGACCCCCCAUUAAGAGCCGGGAUUAGCCUUGAAGAGCUCAAUGCAGGACCACUUUUCACUUUAGAGGACAGCAACCAGGAAGAGUGAAAGUAGUCCAGUUUUGGAAGGAAAUAAGCAACUAGUGUAUUUAUAUAUCAACAUAUAAAUAUCUGUUCGUUCUCGGUGAGAACACCAUGCUAUGACUUUACUGUUUUCCCUUUGUUCGAAGGGGUGGCUUUCAAGGGCCCCUGGAAGCAGUAAAAUAACAACAAAAAAACCCCACAAAAAAACAAAGAAUUGCUAACAGAACCUUCUUAUGCUGUGUUUCAAAAAUGGCUGUAGCUACCACUCUAGAGAAAGAAACUCCACACAUAACUAUCUAUCUAUAUAUAUAUUCAUAUAUUUAUAUGCUAUUCUCGAUGAGAAUUCUAUACAGUGAACUCAUUAUUUGCCUGUUGGAAAAAUGUCAUUGUCCGCCAUAUUGGCGUGUCUUGAGAGCUCAGUGUUUUGGUCGGAUCUUUGAGGAGCCCCAAUUAAAUAAAAAAAAAAAAAUGACUGUUUCUGGGUCCACACUUUUAUAAAUCUACUAGAUCACAGAUUCAGUGUAUGUCUCCUAUGUGUAUGUGUAUAUAUGUGUGUGUGUGUGUGUGUGUGUAUAUAAUAUACAGGGUUGUCCAGAUCUAAUUAUGCAAUUAUUGCAUUGCAUUAAAGGUUGCAUAGUUAGAUCUGGACCACCCUAUAUAUAAAAUAUAAUGUACACACACACAUAUAUACAUCUUUUUUUUUUUUUUUUGUCAUGGCAGAGAAGACCUUCACUGUUUGGAUGUAAACUAAUUAAGCCAAAUUGUAUUUAUCAUAGAGUACCUCAAAAAGGAAGAAGGAAGUGCUCAGUGAUGUUUGAAAUUGUGUCAGCCGUUAGACUGAUCUGAGAUGUGUUACCGGAUUCUGAGCUGCUUUUCGGAUAAUGAUUGUAAAAUUGUAUAGGCAGCUUCUGUGUUUGCAGUCCAAAUAUGUACUACAAGAGGACACUGUAACUAUUGUACAGAAGAAAGAAUGAAAACUAAGACAAGAGAUGUUUUAAAUGUAUGCACAACUAAACACAAAGGAAAUAAAUGUUUUUUUAAUUU